AUGGGUUUGAUGGAGGAAAUUGUGGAAAGAGUUGCUCGCAUUGAGAAGGAACUAAUGGAGGCUCCUGGGUGGAACAUUGCAAGUGGAGCAUCCAGUAAAGGAAUGGAGGAAGUUGUCUUACAAGAGAAGAAAUACAAAGCUCAAAUGAUGACUAAGAUGGACAAAGUUGCAAAUCGACUAAAUCGCAUGGAAGGACAACUGAGAAGUACUAUAGCGGAGAAGGGAGACAAAGGUGUGGUAGACGAAGUGUCAACUCGAGUACAUCAGAUAGAAAGAAAAAUUGAUGAAAAUACUCCACAAGAAAAGAGAUUCAAAGGCUUGCUCAUGAGCGUAUUGGAUGGAAUUGCCACACGAGUAGAGCGCAUAGAAAAUGAAAUGAAGGACGCUACAUUAGAAACAAGAGAAAACGUUCCGCUAACGGGAAAAGAAAUGACUGCAUAUCGACUGAAGCGCAUGCAAAUGAUCUCGGGAGAUGUUUCGAUUGUGCUGGACGAGAUUGCAAAUCGAGUAGAGCGUAUCGAAAAGGAAAUAAGGGCUGUUUUACUAGAGAAGGAAGACAAACGUGCGGUAAACAAGAUUGCAAAUCGACUGGAGCGCAUAGAGACUGAAAUGAGUGAUGCUCAACUGAAGAUAGAAAACAGAGCUUCACUGGCUGUCAUGCUAGAUGAGACUGCAAAUCGUUUAGAGCGCAUAGAAAAAGAAAUGAAGUCUGUCCUUUUGAAGAAGGGAGACAAAGUAUUCCUAAAAAGCUAUCACAAGAGCGAUAUUAUGCCUUCUCCAUUUCAGAGCGCGGUGGACGAGGUUGCGUAUCACGUAGAGCGUAUGGAAAAGGAAAUGAUGGGUGUGACAGAAGCGGUUGCAAACCGGGUAGAACGCUUAGAAACUGAAGUAAGACAUAAUCUUAUGAAGAAGACAGAAAAAGCAAAACUGACGAACGAAUUAGACGAGGUCGCGCAACGAGUAGAGCACAUCGAGAGGGAAUUAAGAGUCACUACACUGGAGAAAGGAGACAAAGUAUUGCUUUCAGCAAAAUACAUGUUUUUGGGUGAAGUGGAUUUUGAAGAACUACGAUUUUUGGAGAGUUUCAAACGCUGA
Cylicostephanus goldi is the source of this 1095-nucleotide messenger RNA. The record is from the annotation of a GenBank genome assembly. NCBI's taxonomy places the organism in Eukaryota, Metazoa, Nematoda, Chromadorea, Rhabditida, Strongylidae.